This is a messenger RNA of Adineta ricciae, 384 nucleotides long. The record is from the annotation of a GenBank genome assembly. Lineage: Eukaryota; Metazoa; Rotifera; Eurotatoria; Adinetida; Adinetidae.
AUGGUCACUAAAAAUUCUGAUCAUAUAUGUAUUCAUCAUUCUCGAUGUUAUAACACACCUAUAUGUUAUCCGUUGAUAUUGAUUGACCAACGAAUAAGUCCACCAAAACAAAAAGAAACAUGCCAGAAAACAACAACAAUAGCAGCAUUAACGUUAAAAAUAGCCGGUGAGCGAGUGAAUGAGAGGAGUAUGCCAAAUGCAUCCUUUCAAACGAAAGCUAAAGAUGAUAUUUGUGCUACAACAACAUGGUCUCGAUAUGGUAUUACUUUACUUGGUGGUAAAGGAACAGAAUCAUCGUCUGUUAACCUUAAUUAUUCUCGAGGAAUGUUUAUUCGUGCAAAUCAAACACUUUAUAUAGUAGAUAAUGGUAAUUCUGGGUCGUAA